AUGAAGGAGCUUGACUACGUAGAGAGGGAGCUAUCUGGACGACUGUCAGGUUACUUUUGGCGGAUGGUGUACCAAAACGAAGAACUUUACUCGAAUGUGGAUGUGGCGUACUGGAGGAUCCCAAGUGGAAAACAUCAACAUCUUGGUCGGGCUUCUGAAGGAGUCACGGAAAACCAUCUGCGCUUCUUUGGGCACGUGAUGAGGAGACCGUUUCAUCGCCCUGAGGAUCCAAGUUGUUCUGAGGAUGUUCCUAGAAUCGGACUGGAAAAUGAGACCAAGUCGUAA
Necator americanus (New World hookworm) is the source of this 285-nucleotide messenger RNA. RefSeq lists its product as uncharacterized. The record is from RefSeq and is a predicted model, not a curated record. The coding region runs from base 1 to 285 and encodes 94 amino acids. The transcript has a single exon. Lineage: Eukaryota; Metazoa; Nematoda; Chromadorea; Rhabditida; Ancylostomatidae.